Molecule: messenger RNA, 3002 nt
Organism: Racocetra fulgida
Lineage: Eukaryota; Fungi; Glomeromycota; Glomeromycetes; Diversisporales; Gigasporaceae
Source: the annotation of a GenBank genome assembly
CCGCCGAAAAUUCUUCGGCGUAUUUUUCUCUCAUUGAUGAAUUUUUGGGACGAGGUUUAAUAUCCUCAAAUAAAAUGUCAGAUCGUGACUUGUAUAAUCAAGCUUUAGAUAUAAUUGAAUCAGGACAAUAUUUGUCAGUGCCAACUUCACGAUCAUUUCUCGAAUUCGCACUUUCUCUACAUACUACUGCGCCAGCGAUUCAAGCAUAUUAUCAUUAUUAUAAUGCAACUGUAGUUCCAAGUACAAAAGAUUAUAUUGAAACCCAUGAACAUUUGAAAUUUGAUCCUGACUGUGAUGUUUGGGUUGAUUGGUAUGGAAAUCAGGCUUGUAGUGUUGAAGAAUUUAAAAAGCUUACUGGAAUUAUCGAUAAUAGUAAAUUUAACUCGAACUUUGAUAUUAAAAGUGAUGCUCCAAUUCCAAAGCUUUUACCUUUUGAUCAUGUUCUGCAAUAUGAUGAAAUUGCACCUUUAGCUGUUUUAUACGCUAAUUUAUAUUCACCGAGUUUUUUGACUUUUCAUAAAUUCUUGUCUGAUUUGGCCAAAAAUGGAGUUUUAAGCUACGUUUUGCGAUAUAGACCACCAAAAGAAAGGCGGGACGCGCUAUAUCUAUCUGGAUAUGGAGUAGAAUUAGCUUUAAAAAACACUGAUUACAUUGUAGUGGAUGAUCGUAAGGUAGAAACAGGUGAUGUGAACGAAAAUGAUAAUCAAGAACCAAUGCUCCAAGAAAGACCAUCGACUGAUCAUUUAUUUGUUCAACAAAUAUCUGAAAUAAAGCCUUUAACAUAUGGUGAAAUUAAAGCUGCACAAUUUGUCUUAGAGGCACAGAAACCAUUAUUAGCACUUUCACAACUAUCACAAGAUUUUCCAAAAUAUUCUGGUCCUAUUUCACAAAUUACAUUAAAUUCUACGUGGGAAGCAGAAGUUCAAUUGAAUCAGCAAUAUAUUAUGGAUAUAGACAAAAAUUCUAUUUGGAUAAAUGGACUAAGUUUAGACCCAAAUUCUGUUGAUCCAUUCAGCCUUGGUUUAAGUUUACAACAGGCGGUUGAAUUACUUGCGUCUCCCAUAAUUUCAGAAUCGAAAUAUUCUCAAAAUCUUUUUAGAGGUGUUUUUGAUGUUCGUGAUAAAUCUGAAAAAGAACAUGUGGUUGUAUGGUUAAAUGAUUUGGAAAAAGAAAUUCGAUACGCUCAUUGGCCUCAUCGUAUUUACGAGAUUUAUGAUGAGGUCCAUAAAUCAUCAACAAAAGCUUUUGAUGAAAUAAGUCGAGAAAUAUAUAAUCGUGUGGUUGAUAAAAAACAAUUGAAGGAUGAAAAAAUUCCUAGCACCUUUGAAGAUAUAGUAAAUUCGGAGAAAUCUCCAGUUAUAGAACAAAUAGAGGAUGCAAAAGAUUUCGUCAGACGAUUCCAAAUAAAACCGGAAAGUGAUGGUGUUUUCUUCGUAAAUGGAAAAUAUUUUGAUAUGGAUGAGGUUUAUGUGGGAGAAAUUAAUGAUAUCACCGACAUUUAUGAUUAUUUCAUGACCAUGCCGGGUGUUCCAGAUAGGAGGAAUUCUUAUAUUUUUAUAUCAGACAAUCAACCUUUAAAUGUUGUUAAUUUAGUCAUUGAUAAAGAUUGGAAUAAUGUAGAAAUUGACAAGUUGAACUACAUCUAUUCUGAGAUUCCUAUGACGAUAUUAAUCAUUUCAGAUUUCAAUCAAAAAUAUGGUGCAAUACAAGGAUUAGAAGCAUUAAAGUUUUUGGAUUCAUCACCAGAUGUACGAAUAUCUCUUAUCCAUAACCCAUCAAAUGAUACUGGUGACAGUAUCAUGUCAUCAAUGAUAUAUUAUCUAUUAUAUGAAGUUGCAGACUUGCCAAAGCAUGUAUCAUUAAAAUCCGCAUUUGAAGAGUUUUUGAAUGAACUUUCGGUAGAAAAACAUAUAAAAAAUAGUAAUGAAGAAGAUCAAAUUCCGAUUGGAAUAACUAGAAAUUCUGCAGUAUCAGUUGGAUGGCAAAUGAUUGAUAAUUUAAAGGCCAACAAAUAUUGGAAAGAUAUGAAACCAUUCAUUAAAAAUCUAUUAAAAUUAGGCCAAGGAGAGACUGCCUUCAUUGUUGGUCCUAUUAAUUCGAAUGAUUUGUUUACCUUUGAUGAUUUCGAAUUAUUGACCACUACUGAACUUACCGAACGCAUCAAUCCAGUUAUUGAAAUGUCAAUACAUGAUUUGGAUAAUAUUCGCCUAGCUAAUUUAGAUAGUCGAUAUAAAAUUAAAGGAGUAGAUGCACUUUUUGAAUUAAAAAAUAUUCUUAUUGAAGGACAUGCAUUUGACAUUACAACGAAUUCACCACCUAGUGGCCUUCAACUUUUACUUGGCACAAAUAAUUAUCCUGCAAUGGUUGAUACAAUCGUGAUGGCUAAUCUUGGGUAUUUACAAUUAAAAGCAAAUCCUGGAGUCUGGACACUUAGAUUAAGAGAGGGAAAGUCAAAAGAAAUAUAUGAUCUCCUAAGUGUUGGUAGCGAAGGAUGGUUUAGUCGAAGCGUUAGUGAAAUUGGUAACGAAAUAGUUUUAAACAGCUUUGAAGGGUUGAUAAUUUAUCCUCGUCUGGUACGUAAACCGGGAAAGGAAAAUGUUAAUAUUAAAGAUGACGAAAACGAUGAUAGCUUUUGGGAUUACUUUAAGAAUAAAUAUAAAAUUUUAUUCCUUGAUGUUCUUUUCCCUCUCGAUUUGGAUAAGGUUAUCUUUGUUGACGCUGAUCAAAUCGUUCGGACUGAUCUAAAGGAAUUAAUUGAUAUGGAUUUAAAAGAACCUAAGCUCGAGAGAGCAAAGCGUCAAAUUCCAGAAUGGGAGUCUUAUGAUAAUAAAGUUGCAUCUUUAGCGGCGAGGGUUGCGCAGCAAAAAGCUUCUGUACUAGACAAUCAGCAAAAUGUUCCAGAAAGCAGUUCUCAAAAAACAGAAUCAACUACCACACCCAUAAUAGUAGCUCCCGUUACUCGGCGCAAUGACGAGCAUGAGCGUGAACAUGAUGAGUUAUAG